UGCGUGGCGCGCACGCGCAGUGCGGGGGCGCUGUUCCCGCGGUUCCGCGCCCCUCACGGAGCUGCCCUCCCCCUGCGGGGCCAUGGCGGGGCCGCGGGUGGCGGCCCUGGAAGCGCUGGUGCGGGAGCUGCUGAGGGAAGAGACGCCGUCUCGCAUUGCCGCCCUCACCGAGGAGCUGUUCCAGGCGGCGGAGAGCAUCUCUGAGGAGGAUGGGAAGGUGGCGGAGGGAGAGCCCCCCGCUGCCAGCCCGUCUGGAGAAACGGGGGGUGCUUUACACCCCACAGCCCUGGCCCAGGUUGAAGAGAGUGCAGUCAGCUUGUGGAACUGGACUGUGACCAAACACAUGGGUGCUGUUAUCAAUGAUGAGCAAAGAGCCAAACUGCGGUUUGUUGCUUGCAGACUGAUUUGCCUUUGUGAAGGCAGCGAUCUUCCGGAGGGAACUAUUCGAAGACAGAUUCUGAUGUCUAUGAAAACUGGGAAAGGAUGGAUAGAUAUUGGUAAAGCUGGUCUUGCAGAUGGAUUUCUAGAGAAUGCCGUGAAUAGUAUAGAAAAGUUGUAUGCAAAGUUACGGAGUGGGAGCGAGGGUGAAGCAGAUAUUCAAGUGCACAGAGCUGAUGUGGAGAAGAGCCUUUUCAAAGUACUGUCUUACCAAGCUGAAUCAGCAGUUGCUCAAGGGGAUUUUCAGAAAGCGGUGAUGUGCGUGCAGCGCUGCAAAGAUAUGUUGAUGAAAUUGCCAAAAGAAACUUGUUACCUAUCAAUCCUCUGUUACAAUUUUGGAGUGGAAACCUAUGAAUGGAAGAGGUAUGAACAGAGCUCCUUCUGGCUCAGCCAGAGUUAUGACAUUGGGAAGAUGGACAUGAAAUAUUCUGUUGGCAAAGAAAUGCAGGCUAAAGUGCUGCGACUGUUAGCCACGACCUAUUUUGAGUGGGAUUGCAGUCUGUACCUGGACAAGGCAUUGAAAGCCAUCAGUUUGGCAAAUCAGGAAAAUUUGCACCCAGCAGGGUUUUUUUUGAAAGUUAAAAUUCUUCUAAAAAGUGGAGCAUCAGAUGAAGAUAUCAACUCAGCUCUUGCAGAAUUCACGCACUUUGAGAUGUCUUUAGACUUCUGUUUGAAUACUGCCAAGCUGCUGCUGGAGCAUGGAAGGGAAUCAGUUGGUUUUGAUUUUCUGAAAUCUGUUCCUGAACGAUUUGAAUCUUCACCUGACCUUGGAAAAAUUACCCUGCUCCACAUUGAGUUCCUGUUGCAGAAUAAGAGGGAGCUGCUCGCUAAGCAAAAGAUUGAAGAAGUUAUUAUAGGUCAUUAUACUGGGAAACAGCUGUUGCCUGAAGCCUUGAAUCAGCUGCACAUCAUCUUGUGGGACAGAGCUGCCAAACAUUAUGAGGAGAAAAACUAUUCUGAAGCCCUUCACUGGUACAAUUAUUCUGUCAGCUUCUAUACACCUGGGCAGAUAGAUCAGAACUUGGCCAAGCUUCAGAGGAACAUGGCUUCUUGUUAUUUUCAUCUGAAACAAGUUGACAAGGCUAAGGAGGCAGUUAAACAAGCAGAGAGGUGUGAUCCAAACAGCAUCUUUACUAAAUUCAGUGUCUAUAAGAUUGCAGUGAUGGAGAAUGAUACUGAUAAAGCUAUGGAAGCAGUUAUUGAAAUAGGGAAGCUAGCAGAAAAGCCAUCAGAACAUGAAGACAAGCUGAGAGUGGAUAAAAAUACAGGCAGCAACCUCUUGAGUUUAGCUGCCCAAAUUGCUUUAGAGAAUGACCAACAAAUUGUGGCUAUCAAAGCUUUGGAGUAUUUGUCUGAACAUUUACAAGACUGCCGACAAUUAUUUACAGCCUUAAAAUGUUUGGUCCGUCUGAUGUUGUCAAAAGUCAUGGCAGAAAAUACAGAAAAAAGAGAUGAAGAUAUCAACUCAAUACUGACGUACUUGAACUUGGCUCACAAGAAACUUGCUGAGUCUUUCACAGAAGAAAAAUUUACAGGGGAUAUGAGGAUCCUUGAAGCUCACUGGUUUAGAAAAGUUGCUUGGAACUUAGCUGUGCAGUUCAAGGACAGCCCUGAAAAGAUGAGGGAUUUUUUUGUACUGUCUUUCAAGUUGUCCCAGUUUUGUCCCUCAGACAAAGCUGUUCUAAUUGCUCAGAAGACAUGCCUGUUAAUGGCAGCUGCAAUUGAUCUGGAAAUGGGGAGACAAGUUACACCUUCAGAACAGACGGAGCUAUUUAGUCAGGCCCUUCAACAUCUUCAGACAUGCAAGGAGAUAUGGAAGGUGCUGAAAUUAACAGGAGAUUUUGCUAAAGACCCAACAGACACAUUGUUGUUGCUUUAUGAAUUUGAAGCAAGAUCCAAACUGAAUGAUCCAACGCUUCAGAAUUUUAUGGAGUCAGUUUGGGAGCAACCACAAAUAGAGAUCAAGACACUUGAAAUCAUUGCAGCAUUAGCAAUGGAAUCUCCAGCUCGGUAUCCUGUACUGUGUAAGAAAGCUCUCAAGAGUGCACUAAACCUUCACAGAAAGCAGGCUGUCAUUGAUGCUGAGAAAUUUAGCAAAUGUUUACACAGUUUGAUUAACAUUUCUCUGCCGACUGGAUUGACAGACUUGGAUACCUGUGUGCUGCAGGAGGUGUGGGACUACUUUGAAGAUGCUCUGAGUGUAAUCAGCAGCACAGAUGCUUACCCAGAGAUGGAGAUCCUUUGGUUGAUGACAAGAGCCUGGAAUACAGGAAUAUUUCAGUAUACUGUUGGUAAAUACAAGGAAGCUGAGCAGUGGUGUGGAUUGGGAAUGCGUUUCCUCAAUCACUUAGGAUCUCUGAAGAAAAGCUAUGAAGGCCAUAUGGUUGGCCUUUAUAGUGAGGUUCUGGACAAGCUGGACAGAGCAAAAGGAUUUAUUCCAAAUGAAGAAUAAUGACAGCCACAACUACAAAAAAGGGAAGGCAGUGUCUCUUGGAAGUGUUCUGCUGAAUGAGAGGCUGUUGGUUCUGUGAAGGCACAGGGCCAUGGGAACAGUGGAAAAGAAACCAGGAUCUCCUUGUUGGCAAAGAAGUUAUGUACUUUUUAGGAAGUGUUUAUUCAAUAAAUGUAAUUGUUUUCCUCUAGGGAAUAAUUUUCAUUCUCUGGAGCUAUUUAACAGUUAGAAAUAAAUAUUUAACUUUU
Oenanthe melanoleuca is the source of this 3138-nucleotide messenger RNA. RefSeq names its product testis expressed 11 (gene TEX11). NCBI's taxonomy places the organism in Eukaryota, Metazoa, Chordata, Aves, Passeriformes, Muscicapidae. The record is from RefSeq and is a predicted model, not a curated record. Gene Ontology annotation, cellular component: central element. Gene Ontology annotation, molecular function: protein binding. Gene Ontology annotation, biological process: reciprocal meiotic recombination; synaptonemal complex assembly; male meiosis chromosome segregation. The transcript has 29 exons. The coding region runs from base 83 to 2890 and encodes 935 amino acids.